AUGGGAUCUCUUAGGGACUUAAAAGAUAUGUUUUUUAGCAUCCACAACCCAGAUUUGGUAACUCAGACAACAAUGGUGGUCGCCUGUUCAAAGUUAGGAGAUAUCAAAUUCACACGCCAACCGUUUGAAAUAAUGCUCGACCGAGAUGUGAUUGCCUGGAACGCAAUGAAAGCAGGGUACGUGCGUUUCGGGGAGCCUUUAAACGGACUCGAACUGUUUAACGCAAUGGAAAUGAAAGGUUUGAAGGUUAAUGUGUUAUCUGCAUGCACUCGGUUAAGUGCUUUAGAUGCGGGACAACGGGCAUAUAGAUAUACAAAGUAUAAAAAACUACAAAUCAACACACUCUUGGUAGUGCACUAG
Lactuca saligna is the source of this 360-nucleotide messenger RNA. NCBI's taxonomy places the organism in Eukaryota, Viridiplantae, Streptophyta, Magnoliopsida, Asterales, Asteraceae. The record is from the annotation of a GenBank genome assembly.